UCCUAAAGGAGAUUUUUCGUAUUCGCUGCCGGGAAAAAUGAAAAGUUCAUUAGUAUUAGAUAAAAUGUGCUGACAUUCUUGAAGCAAGUAGUAAAAAUAAGCCGUACCCAUCGUCAAUAAUUUACCAUUGAACCACAAAUUGGAAUUAUAUUUUACUGGAUUGGUCGAGUUCCGUUGAGCAUAGGCCUCCAAACAACAAAACAUCAGCAGCAUCCAAAAGUCCUUCGUCGUGUUAGUCUUAUCUGAUCUAACACUGGGACGACGUUGUCCAGUUACCAACAGUGUGCGAUCAGGAAUUGGAUGAACCAGUCGAUUGGGCGAAGAAGCGCGACUUUUGAUUCCAACAACCCAUUUUUCUCCGGCUUUCUUAAACAUACGUAACAGAAAUAUGGCUGAACUGAAUCCCGAAUUCCGUGGCUACCGCUCACCCUUAAGCACUCGGUAUGCAAGCAAAGAAAUGCAAUACCUGUUUAGCGACCAGCACAAAUUUUCCACUUGGCGUAAGCUAUGGAUUCUGCUGGCGAAAGCCCAAAAGGCGUUGGGUUUGGACAUUAAGGAGGAGCAGAUUCGUGAGAUGGAAAAACACGUCGAGAACAUCGAUUUCAAGGCAGCUGCAGCCGAGGAAGCCCUCACCCGCCACGACGUGAUGGCGCACGUGCAUGUGUUCGCCAAACAGUGUCCCCUGGCCGCUCCCAUCAUCCAUCUCGGUGCAACUUCGUGUUUUGUCGGCGACAACACGGAUCUGCUCGUUCUGAAGGAAGCGCUAGACCAGUUGCUACCCAAGCUGGUUGGUGUAAUCAAGCAGCUGGCCGGAUUUGCGAUGCAAUACCGCGAUUUACCCACGCUCGGAUUCACCCAUCUGCAGCCGGCCCAGCUUACUACGGUCGGCAAACGUUGUUCCCUUUGGAUUCAGGAUUUACUGAUGGACGAACGUGCCCUGCGCACAUGUCGGGAUAACUUGCGAUUCCGCGGGGUUAAGGGCACGACUGGUACGCAGGCAUCUUUUCUGCAGCUUUUUGCCGGUGAUAGCGCGAAAGUGCGUAAACUUGACCAAACCGUCACAAAGCUGGCUGGUUUUGACCGGUACUAUGCUGUCACGGGCCAGACGUACUCGCGCAAGGUUGAUCUGGAGAUAGUGUCUGCUUUGGCCAGUCUCGGCGCUACCGUGCAUAAGAUGUGUUCUGAUUUGCGCUUGCUGGCCUCGCGCAAGGAGCUGGAGGAACCGUUCGAAGAGACCCAAAUCGGUAGUUCGGCGAUGCCGUACAAACGCAACCCGAUGCGUUCGGAGCGUUGCUGUGCCCUGGCGCGCCACAUGAUAACAUUGCAAGCGAAUGCCGCUAACACGCUGGCCGUACAGUGGCUCGAGCGUACGCUUGAUGAUUCGGCCAACCGACGACUAACACUUUCGGAAGCGUUCCUUUCCGCGGAUGCUUGUAUGCUGACCCUGCUAAACAUUUCGCAGGGACUUGUGGUGUAUCCAAAGGUGAUCGAGCGUAACAUCGCACAGGAGUUACCGUUCAUGUCAACGGAAAACGUUAUCAUGGCAAUGGUGAAGGCGGGCGGUGAUCGUCAGGUUUGCCACGAAAAGAUUCGCGUACUGUCGCACGAGGCUGGUGCACAAGUGAAACAGCUUGGUAAGGAUAACGAUUUGGUGGACCGCAUCCGGGCCGAUCCGUACUUUGCACCGAUUCUUGGUCAGCUUGACCGCAUACUCGAUCCGAAAACGUUCACUGGUCGGGCCGCCGAUCAAGUGGAUGAGUUUGUAAAGGAGGAAGUUAACCCGAUCGUCGCGCUAUACGGAGACAAGGUCGUAACUAAAUCAACGCAGUUAAAAAUCUGAUUGAAGAAGGAGAAGAAACAGAUUGAUGUGGCAAUAAAGAUUU
Molecule: messenger RNA, 1883 nt
Organism: Anopheles moucheti
Lineage: Eukaryota; Metazoa; Arthropoda; Insecta; Diptera; Culicidae
Gene: Adsl
Product: adenylosuccinate lyase
Exons: 3
Coding region: 389-1840 (483 amino acids)
Biological process (GO): 'de novo' AMP biosynthetic process
Cellular component (GO): cytosol
Molecular function (GO): (S)-2-(5-amino-1-(5-phospho-D-ribosyl)imidazole-4-carboxamido) succinate lyase (fumarate-forming) activity; N6-(1,2-dicarboxyethyl)AMP AMP-lyase (fumarate-forming) activity
Source: RefSeq, a predicted model, not a curated record